Lachancea meyersii CBS 8951 is the source of this 3144-nucleotide messenger RNA. The record is from the annotation of a GenBank genome assembly. NCBI's taxonomy places the organism in Eukaryota, Fungi, Ascomycota, Saccharomycetes, Saccharomycetales, Saccharomycetaceae.
AUGGUUUUCAACAAGUUGGUGUCGUUCCAAUUGGACUACGCCCCACAAUAUCAUCUAUCCAAGUUUAUUUCGUCUCGUUCUGGCCUUCAGUUAGUGCAUAUUCAUAAUAAAGCUUCACCUUUGGUACAAGGCUAUUUCGCCGUUGCAACAGAAUGCGCUACGGACUCGGGUGUUCCGCACACGUUAGAGCAUCUUGUUUUCAUGGGCUCUCACAAAUACCCAUACAAGGGUCUUUUGGAUACAGCAGGCAAUCUGUGUAUGUCAUCGACGAACGCAUGGACGGCUACUGACCAAACAGUGUACACUUUGACUUCAGCAGGGUGGCCAGGCUUCAAAAAACUGCUUCCUGUCUAUCUGGACCAUGUGUUAAAUCCAACUUUAACGGAUCAUGCCUGUACAACCGAAGUGUACCACGUCGACCCGGAAGACCUGCAGGAGAAAGGUGUAGUGUUCAGUGAGAUGGAAGGAAUCGAGUCUCAGAGUUGGUUUAUAACUAUGCCUUGGGAGAAACAGAGAAAAAUGUUUGCUGAAGGUAGUGGGUAUCGGUCUGAAACAGGUGGCUUAACAGACCAGCUGAGAGAAUUGACCAACGAUGAUAUUCGUAAAUUUCACAAAGACAUGUAUUCGCCAGAAAACCUCUGUCUCAUUAUCGCGGGCAAUGUUUCUGAGGAGGAAAUCCUAGCCGUUGUGUCAGAGUUUGACGAAACGUUGCCAAUCUUGAAAGGCAAGCGCUUCAGGCCGUUUUUGGAUACCAAACUCUCUCAAAUACCAGCCAAAAGAGAGGAAAUAACCCUUUCCGAGAUUGAAUUCCCGGAAGCCGAUGAAUCCCAAGGUGAAAUUCUUAUGUCUUGGAUCGCGAAACCUUAUGUCGAACAUCUCUACGAUCUAGCGGUCUCGAUCCUAAUGGACUACUUUACAGAAACGGCGCUGGCUCCUUUCAAUAAUCAGCUUGUUGAAAUUGAGGAUCCUUUAGCAAACUUGGCCGAGUACUGGACAGAUGAUUUCAUGCGCACACUUGUCAACUUGAAUUUUCAUGGUGUACCUGUUAAACGGAUGUAUGAAGCCAAAGACAAGAUUCUCGACAUUCUACAAAGUCACAAAAUUGACCUUUCACGCAUGAAACAGGUAAUAGAGAACGGAAGAUGGGAUUACGUUAUGAAAUGCGAGAAAAAUGGGCUCACCGUUUUGAGUCAAACUUGCAUAACAGACUUUAUCUAUGGUGAUGUUCACGGAAAAAUUCUGGAGGCCUCUCUCAAAGAUCUCAGUGACUUUGAUGCACUCUCUGAGUGGUCUCUCGAGCAAUGGCAAGAACUGCUGAACACAAUAUUUAUCGACAAUAAGCCGGUAAUCAUCAUAGGGAAACCCAGUGCUGCUCUGUACAGACAUCUGGAAGGUGUCAAAGAAAAAAGAACUGAAAACGCGAAACAGAAUUUGGAGGAGGAAGAUAACGCCCAACUUAGAAAAAGACUAGGCGAAGCAGUGGCACAUAACUCAAAAAAGGUUCCCGCAUCUUUACUGGAAGAAUUUACGAUCGCGGAUGCAAAAAACAGCGUAUCAUUGAUAGAGACAGAGGGGAUUUCUACUGUCCAAUCAUCGGCUCAUGUUCCUUCGGCAGCGUGGGCAAAAAGGCUCAUCGAAGCCAAGCCCACAAAUUUCCCCUUCUCGUUGCAUUUCGAGCAAUUCCCAUCCCAGUUUAUUGAGCUGCGCGUUUUGCUCAACACUUUCAAGGUGAGCGACGUCAAAUUGCUACCUCUUUACCAUAUCGUGUGUGAGCUCUUCUCUAUGCCUAUGAAAGCCGAGGAUGGCUCCAUUAUCGCCUUUGAAAAGGUUGUCUCUGACCUUAAAUCAGAAACUGUCGAUUCUGAGAUUGACUUGGGUCUUGGCGGUGGCUUUCCUGAUUUUCUUGAGUUCAAGAUCUCCUCUAAGGCUAUCAACUACGAGAAUGCUGUUAAAUGGAUAAAGAACUGUCUAUUUGACAUGAUUUUUGAUGAAAAAAGGGUCAGAGUCCUUUUGGAAAAAUACUGGAGCUCGAUUGUUGAACUUAAGAGAGAGGGUGAUCUCAUGGUGGAUUCUCUCUUCAAUAGAAACUUCUACACCUCGAGAUCGAUGAAGAAGUCCACAGACGCUAUAUACGUGGAGGAGAUCAUUGAAGAUAUCAUUGAUCAGAUUGACGACGGCAAGUUUAAAGAAGAUGUUUUGCCUAAGUUGAAUGCUAUGCGUGAGCAGAUGGCACAAGACUUCCAGUCCUACCACAUUAUUGUAUUAGGAGGCAUUGAAAAAAUUGGCGAUGCGUACACACCAUGGUUAGAACUUGCAUCUAAAAACUCUCGCCAAAGUGCGCCGAUCAUGGACUACCCUGAAGUUCCACGCUUAGUCGAUUCGCUCUCUCCACUUGGAAAACGCCCCAAGGGAAUAGCACAUGUAAUUACUACACCAGCUUCAGAGUCAUCCUACAUGACAAUUGCAACCAGCUUGGACAUCAACGUUGACUACAAGCACCCAGACUAUGCUGCGAUAUGUCUUGCUGCCGAGUACUUGGGCUGCGUGGAGGGCCCAUUCUGGAAGGGAAUACGUGGAUCUGGCCUUGCAUACGGUGCUAACAUUAUCAAAAUGAUAGAGUCUGAUGCAGUGGGAUUUUCUGUCUAUCGUGGUGCAGACAUCAUUAGUUGCUACAAAACGGCCCGAUCCAUUGUUCAAAAUUUUGCGCAAGGAAAAACCCCGAUUGAGUCGCAACUGUUACAAGGUGCGGUGAGUAGCAUCAUUAAUGGCAUUGCUUCGAGUGAAUCUGACUACUUCUCUGCCGCGCUGAUGAAAUAUGUGGACGAUAUCUGUAGAAAAAGAGGACCCAACUUCAACAAGGCUUUUCUCAGCAAACUUGGGGAAGUCCAAGCAGAAGAUGUCGAAAGAGUUUUCAAGAAAUAUUUUAUGCGCAUGUUCAGCUGGGAUACUGCAACCGUUUUUGUGAGCUGUCACCCUGCGAAGCUGGAGUCCGUCCAAAGAUUUAUGGAAAGCGAGGGUUAUAAAGUUGUUGUCGAAGAGCUUGAGGACGAAAGCGAAGAUGAAAGUGGAAGUGGUUCUGAAAAUGAAAGUAGAAGUGAUUCAGAAAAUGAAAUUAGUGACAGCGGUAGCGAGGGUGCUGCUUGA